AUGGCUCAACCGCCCGAUGUCGACAACAAGCGCAAGCGAAGUGUUGAGGGUAACUCGCCCAUGGGCUACCACUCGUCUCAGCAUCCGCAGCAAGCGCAACCACUUUCUAUAAACUAUCUUCCCCGACACGGUUCCGAACGACUCUCGCUCAUACAUGGCGAUGCGGAUACUUUUGCUGAUAUUCUGAAUCUACUGGGCGAAUACGAAGGCGUUCUUGACCGACACGAGAGUCUUGCGGCGAAUCUUGGAGCAAAGCUUACCGGGCCGCGUAUAUUAAAAGGUAUCGAACGCUUCUUUGACGGCCCCAUCAAGACGAAUUCUUCACAGCCCUUUGGAACACAAAUCAGCUGGAUCGACGUGGUGCAAUUUGCAAAGGCUAGCCCAAACGACUUUGUUCUCUUGACCCUCCCCGAUGGCUCGCGAUGCUGCCAGUUUCAUUGCAAAGGCACCCAAGUCGAAAUAUCCGAAGAUGAUUGGCGCUUAAUAUCCUCGGGUGCCUUGGAUCGCUUCCCUCUGGAGCACCCGUUUGAGGAGGACGAGACGGCCGAGCUAGCCACACUAGACAUUCUCGAACAGCGCACAUCCGUCCUCUAUAAGAAAGCAGACGAAGUGGCCGCUAGAGCACGCAUACUACACCAUCGGCUAGGUCAGAGGAAACAUGAUCUUGCCAGAAGGAGAAAUCCUGACGACAGUCCCGGGAGCAGCUAUCGCUCACCAACGGCUGGUACGAGGCCAAUGGGCACUGGCGCUUCAUACGAUCUGCACGCCGAUUUGCUACAGCAGUUUAUGAAUGCCUCGUCGUCGCUUUCACAGUCGAGAUCUGCGUCCAUUGCUGGUGUCUCAACGCCUAGCGUGGUUCCUGUCUCCCCAUCGCUGCACUCACCUCACCACCACCAUCUUCCAUCCCUCUCCAACAGAACUGUCUCCUACCAAGAAACGCCCACCAACACAAACAUCGACCACCGUGCCGAAUUUAUUCGAUCUCUGGUGAACCAAAAGAUGGACAGACUUGCCAAGGGAGAAAUAAUCAAUCCUCCAUGCGAUCGAUGCCGCCGUCUCCGGCUACAAUGUGUGCGUAAUCUGACUGCUUGUCAAGGAUGCACCAAAAAACAUGCCAAAUGCAGUUGGAAGUUUGUGAGCGAGGAAGAGGCGACCAGGCUCAAGCAAGAAAUGGGUAUUCGUGUUGAUAUGGAUCUGGAUGCGGAACCAAACCGUGAGCUUCCGGCCCUUAGAGACGGCCUGCUAGCUAGAGGCUUGGAUGGCCAACCUUCGCAAGCCAUGGAGUUGGUUUCCCGCCCCGAAAGCCGAACCGAUAUCGACGUACGCAAUUCGACGCCAUACAGCCCGGACCAUCUCUCCAGCGCAAGAUCUGACCACAGCAUGGAGGGCGGCCGCAUUAGCCUGCCUCCUCCGAGUUCCGGAUUCGCUGGACCACCGCCUCCUCGGCGAGACCCUUCGCGACUGAACCAGAUAGCCUCCAUCAUGACGCCGUCUGACUACUAUGCACAGAAUCACGGCUAUGGAAUGGGAGGACCAGCUGGCCCAGCUGCCCAACACAUGACCCGUCCACCCUCGCAGUGA
This is a messenger RNA of [Torrubiella] hemipterigena, 1581 nucleotides long. The record is from the annotation of a GenBank genome assembly. Lineage: Eukaryota; Fungi; Ascomycota; Sordariomycetes; Hypocreales; Clavicipitaceae.